AGAGAGAGAGAGAGAGAGAGAGAGAGAGACAGAGAGACAGAGACAGAGCGAGGGAGAGACAGAGCGAGGGAGAGGGGCGCGCAAAAGGAAAACUGCACAAUCUGAAAAGGCUCCCUAGCGCGCGGAUCUUUCGACGGCUGCACCAUUCAUUUGGACUGUCGGAAAGGACGAGUAUGUUUAGCACGCGGGCACUCACGCUCCUGUCCUCGGUGUUUGGGGCGUGCGGCCUGCUCCUGGUAGGCGUGGCUGUGUCCACAGACUACUGGCUGCUGAUGGAGGAAGGUGUCAUUCUGCAGCAGAACCAGAGCAUGGAGGUCAGGAUGGCCCUGCACUCCGGCAUGUGGAGGGUCUGCUUCGUGGCAGGACCUGAAAAGGGGAGAUGUGUAGCAUCAGAGUACUUCACCACUGAAGCUGAGAUAGAUAUUGUGACCGAAAACACUGCAAAUAUACUGAAGAUGGUACGGACAGCCACGCCGUUCCCCAUGGUGUCGCUGCUCUUCGUCUUCACUGCCUUCGUCAUCAGUAACAUUGGACACAUCCGGCCACAGCGCACCAUCCUGGCCUUCAUCUCCGGAAUCUUCUUUAUCCUCUCAGGGCUGAGCCUGGUGGUGGGCCUGGUCCUCUACAUCAGCAGCAUCAACGACGAGGUGAUGAACCGGCCACGUGAGCCCGAGCACUUCUUCCACUACCACUACGGCUGGUCCUUCGCCUUCGCUGCCAGCUCCUUCCUCCUCAAAGAGGGCGCCGGGGUGAUGUCAGUGUACCUAUUCAUGAAGCGCUACGCCGAGGAGGAGAUGUACCGGCCCCACCCGUCCCUCUACCGCCCCCGCCUGUCCGAGUGCAGCGACUACAGCGGCCAGUACCUUCACCCCGAGUCGUGGCCUCCUCCGCAGAGGGGCCGCAGCGCGUCUGAGGUCUCCAGUGACAUCUCCAUCCAGCUGAACCAGACGCCCCCGCCGCCCAAGGGCAGCUCCCAGCAACAGCAGCAGGCCCCGUCCUCUGGCCCCUCCUCGGGCGCCAGCUACCAGCAGUCCUCCUCCUCCUACCCCCACCACACCAUGUCCUCCCACCCCCUCCACUCCAGCCACCACACCAUGUCCUCUCACCCCAGCGGGCCUCCUCCCCAGUCCAUGCCCAUGGCCAUGCCCCCCUCUGCCCAGCCCCCUCCCCGCUACCACCAACACAUGCGCAUGAGUGCCUCGCCAUGUUAGAAGGGGGGAAUGAGUGAGGGGGGUAGACAGAGUGGGGGUUGCUCUGUUGUACGCGCAACACACAGAGACAGAUGCAAACACACACGCACAUACACACACCCAAACACACAGAUGCACGCAUGAAGAGUGUGGGAGGAGAGAUGGAAGCGAGGAUGAGAGAAGGAGAUUUAGGAGAUCAAGAGAAAGAAGGGAAUGAACGAGGGAAAGAGAACGAGGUGGGCGGAGGAUGAUUUAAAAUGUGUGCUGUGCCUCAGAUGAAGACAGACAUUUUAGCAAACUUUCAGAGAGAGGGAGGAAACGAGAGAGGGGGGGAUAUGAUAAUUAUUUACACAAUAAGAAAAAGAGGGAGGAAAGGUAUGGGGGGCUGUAAAAAAAAGAGUGCUGCUGUUUCAGAAGAAUACACAUUAGAUGCAUUUCAAGCACUAACACACACAAGAAUCAAGGACACAUUGUAUAUGCAUAGAGAUUUAUACUUAAACUGUAUAGACAUUUUUCUUUAAGUGCUGGGAAAACAAAUGUUGAAAAAUUAACCAUGUUUGUCUUUCAUGAGAUGUGUAUUACUGUAUGAUUAGGUCUAUCAUUGUAUUAAUUGUAUUGUUUGUAUUUGAGAGGCAUUGUUGGAUGAAUGUUCCCAUAGACUUCUGAAGAUCAUUCAAGAUGGUUCUGUGACUCAAACUGUACAUAUUGUAACAUAUCAGAUUCUCCUCUGCAGUUAGCAUUCUUCUACUAUACAUGUCCAGGUCGCAGGCUUCAGCAUCCGUUUUGGAAUCCAUAAAAACACUUGAAUUUUUGUUGUUAUGUUUUUGACUAAAAUGUCAUGGUAACAAAGAAAAUCCAUAACUUUCCAUCAUUUAUAAAUAUUUACGACUGAGAAUAUAUUAAAAAAAAAUUAAAAAACAUAUUUUACUACCAAGAAUGAGAGCAUAUUUGCAGAUCCCGCGAGGCUUAGGAUCUUCCUUUGAUUGCUAAUUAGCUUGAGUGUUCAUAUUCUGUAGCACAUGGCUGAUUACCAGUAGAGUCUUCUCUUUAUAGUUACCAGAAGAGCUUCCCAUUUAGCUAUGGAGUAGAUUGAUGAAGUAAAGGCUGUGUUUGUUUUGAAAUGUUUACUUUUCUCCUUCUGACUGUGACUGGGUUUAUAUAAUACAUGCUGCCUAUGUAGCCUACCCACUGUACUACAUGUUUACAUUCUAUUCUAUGUGUAUUGGUAUACUUAUAGUAAAUGUAACACACACACACACACACACCAGCUUCAACAGUCCUGCUAUAACUACAAUUACUACUACUACUACUAUUUCUACUACUAAUAUCAAAAUAAAGAUUGUGGCCAUUAUCAUUAGCUAUGUUUAUAAACAUUUGUAUUAUAAUAAUAAUGCCAGUAAAUGCAACACGACAACUUAUAAAACCAUACAUGAGGAUGUGAAAGAAAGAAAGGGGUUACUAUGAGUUCAACAUGGUCGAAUAUAAAGCACAGAAAUAUAUUUCAAGACAGCGUCUAUGUCAGUGAGAGCACAGACAGCAUCUAUGUAAACGAGAGCAAAACAUGGCCAAUGGGUCUCUGUACCACCCUCUAGUGCUGUUGCUGUGAGUCUGAUAGCUCUGCAUCCGGGUUGAACGUUUGUAUCAUGACAUGCACACUUUUGUAGCGAACAAGACCGAUAGCAAUUCCUGACUUGGGGAUAGAUUUAUAACAAAGUCUUGCAAUAUCGCAGUACAAAUAGUGAACAAAUCCCACUAGACAUUGAAUUGCAUUCCAAUUGUUUUCCUAAUAAGAUGUGAUUGUUUUUCACGAAUUCCAGAUCUUUUCCUGCAAUCAGAUAACUUGAUCAAAUGUUUUUUAAUAUUUAUAUUGUUCAUUAUGUAGCAGAUGCACAUACACAUGUGAUGGAAGGUAGUAUUAUUUAGUUUGGGACCCAGGACAGUGAUGUACAGCCUAUAAUAGACUAUAGAGUCAAAUAUAUGAAUUCAAUAUCAAAGAACAGGACUGGCUCCUGCUGGAGAGAAAGUGAUAAGAUAACUAAUAUUUGUAGCUUGUUCUAUAAUCAUAACAGGUAGAAUAGCGUAUUGAUGUAGUUGUAUUAAAGCUAUAGUGUAAUAUAUAUAUUUAUAUAUAAAAUAUAAGCCUAUUAUAGGCCGAUUAUUAUUUGGUGUGAGAGGUUGAUUAAUUGAAAGAGAGAAAGAGGGAGAGAGCGAGAGGGAGAAAGAGGUGACAAGGGUAGCUAUAAGAAUUGUUUAAAUCAAAUGCUAAAACUAUUUUGUAUUUUGUCAACGAAGUAUUAUCCUCUGUUGUUUUUCCUCAUUAAACUACUCUGUUAAAUUGAGGUUUGCUUUCAGAGAGCCAUAUGGCUUCACUAGCCAAUGAAUGUUAGUUCAUGUGAAGUUGAGGACGAUUGGGGUUUUCUGUAGCUAAAGUAAGAAUCUGUUUUUUUCUCCACGUUUGCCUUUUUUUCCCCCAACUGUUCAUUGAUUUCCUUAGGCUUCUUUUUAUUGCCUUCACUUCUUCCUCCUCUCGCUUUCCAUCCCCUCAUAUAUGACUACCUUUUGAACUUUAUUGAUCAUUUGUCUUGGUUUGUUUCUCAAAUCCCCAUUAAUGUAAUGUCUCUUCUCUUUGCAGGCCUCGUUUCUCAACUCAUUCUUGAUUUCUUUAUUCUUUUUGUAAUGGCGCUCUCUUAGAAUCUGUCUUUGAGCUUAUUCAAAUGAACUGUGCCUAACAACAGUAGCAGAGAUUAAAGCUAUUCAUUAUUAUUAGGAAUAUUAAAUGAUAAUUAUUAUUGUUGUUACUUACUAUUAUUAUUAGUGUAAAUAUGUUACCCAUAUUUACAACAAAAUCAAUGGUACUAUUUAGUAGUAAUAAUGACAAUAAUGCCAUUUUCUUUUUGCUAAGCAAUGCACUAAUGAAUCUGAGCGAUUAUUCAUACCUGAGAACAUGAAUAAUGUUAUGCCUGGGGUUGUUGAGUAACAUGUCAUUGUUCUAUAGCUAUUGAAUAAAUCCUAGGGGUAAAUCUG
This is a messenger RNA of Oncorhynchus mykiss (rainbow trout), 4214 nucleotides long. RefSeq names its product voltage-dependent calcium channel gamma-7 subunit. Gene Ontology annotation, biological process: positive regulation of synaptic transmission, glutamatergic; calcium ion transport; postsynaptic neurotransmitter receptor diffusion trapping. NCBI's taxonomy places the organism in Eukaryota, Metazoa, Chordata, Actinopteri, Salmoniformes, Salmonidae. Gene Ontology annotation, cellular component: postsynaptic density membrane; AMPA glutamate receptor complex. Gene Ontology annotation, molecular function: channel regulator activity; voltage-gated calcium channel activity. The record is from RefSeq and is a predicted model, not a curated record.